Penicillium brasilianum is the source of this 3101-nucleotide messenger RNA. Lineage: Eukaryota; Fungi; Ascomycota; Eurotiomycetes; Eurotiales; Aspergillaceae. The record is from the annotation of a GenBank genome assembly.
CCGAAGCACCCCGAACUCUCCAAGCCGAGCCCCGACCUCCCUAGCUGCAUCUACCCCCACUUUCGGCCCUUGUACAACCACUUGACCCUGUGAGACUCUCGCCCCAACUCUGUCCAUUCAUUCAUCGGGCCUCGAAUCGCCCCCUGAAGACUUGUACGCGGGGUAGCAUUUGGUCCGAUAUAGCUCGGGUCCUAUCUUGCCGGAUUCCGUUAGCACCUGCGCCAAGUGAUAACGUGUUGGAAAUCUCCCCGCAGGCUUUUGAAAUCUCGCUUUAAAAGGCAUCGCCCAGCAUGCAGUCGCACCACGAUACAUCGGAAGCGGGACCGAAGUUGGUCAACCGCCUCCAACAGAGCAGAUCGCCUUAUGUGCGGGCGCACAUGAAUAACCCCGUCGCAUGGCAACUCUGGGAUGCAGAGGCCAUCGAGCUUGCUCAGAGGCAUAAUCGGAUGAUAUUUCUUAGCAUUGGGUACUCUGCAUGCCACUGGUGCCAUGUGAUGGAAAAAGAAUCGUUCAUGUCUCCCGAAGUCGCUGCGAUUCUCAACGAGUCUUUUAUUCCCAUCAAGGUCGAUCGUGAGGAACGUCCGGAUAUUGAUGACAUCUAUAUGAACUACGUCCAAGCGACUACCGGCUCUGGCGGCUGGCCCUUGAACGUCUUUCUUACCCCGGAGCUCGAACCUGUCUUUGGAGGGACAUACUGGCCAGGCCCGAAUUCAAGCACAUCACAUGGUCCGGGUACGACUGGCUUUGUGGAGAUUUUAGAAAAAUUGAGCGACGUCUGGCAGACACAGCAACAACGCUGCUUGGAGAGCGCCAAAGACAUUACGAAACAGUUGAGGGAGUUUGCCGAAGAAGGCACACAUUCCCAGUCUUCUGGCCGUGAGGAUGAUGAAGAUUUGGAUAUCGAACUUUUGGAAGAAGCCUACCAGCAUUUCGUGUCUCGAUACGAUUCCAUCAACGGUGGUUUUGGUCGAGCGCCCAAAUUCCCCACGCCUUCCAAUCUCGGCUUUUUGUUGCGACUGGGCGCAUACCCGAAGCAGAUCCGAGACGUUGUUGGGCAGGAAGAAUGCGAGAAGGCGACCGCCAUGGCCGUUACGACAUUGGUGAACAUGGCCCGAGGCGGUAUUCGGGAUCAUAUUGGCCAUGGAUUUUCCCGAUAUAGUGUUACAACUGACUGGAGCCUGCCACAUUUUGAAAAGAUGUUAUAUGAUCAAGCGCAGCUGUUGGACGUAUAUGUGGAUGCGUUCCGAUUAACGCAUGAUCCUGAAUUGCUCGGCGCCGUCUAUGAUCUGUCUGCCUACUUGACAACCACCCCGCUGCAAUCGCCGACUGGAGGAUUCUAUUCUUCGGAGGAUGCAGAUAGCUAUCCUAGUCCUAACGAUACGGAGAAGCGGGAAGGUGCUUUCUACGUCUGGUCGCUCAAGGAGCUUACCCAGGUUCUGGGCCCUCGUGACGCUCCGGUGUGCGCUCGUCACUGGGGUGUGCUCCCAGACGGGAACGUCGCUGCCGAGUAUGACCCGCAUGACGAGUUCAUGAAUCAGAACGUCUUGUCUAUCAAAGCCACGCCAAGCAAGCUCGCCAAGGAAUUUGGAUUAAGCGAGGAAGAGGUAGUCAGGAUCAUCAAGGGCGGCAAGCAAAAGCUCCGUGACCACCGUGAGAAAACAAGGGGUCGGCCUGAUCUCGACGAUAAGAUCAUUGUCGCGUGGAAUGGACUGGCUAUCGGUGCCUUGGCCAAGUGCAGCGUCUUGUUUGCGGAGAUUGAGAGUUUCAAAGCAGUGCAGUGCCGUGAGGCUGCUUCGCGUGCUAUCAGCUUUAUCAAGGAUCAUCUAUUUGACAAAGCCACCGGCAAAUUAUGGCGCAUCUGGCGAGACGGCAGCCGCGGCGAUACUCCAGGCUUUGCCGAUGAUUAUGCCUACCUGACUAGCGGUCUGCUCGAUAUGUACGAGGCGACCUUUGACGACAGCUAUCUCCAGUUUGCCGAGCGUCUUCAAAAAUAUCUCAAUGAGUACUUCCUGUCCAAGACGGACGUGACUUCAUCCGGAUACUAUAAUACCUCGUCCGAGACGACUCCGGGCAUGCCAGGUCCUCUUUUCCGAUUGAAGACUGGUACUGAAUCUGCCACACCAUCCGUCAAUGCCAUUAUCGCUCGUAACUUGCUGCGUCUAGCUGCUCUAGUGGAGGAGGAUAGCUACCGUACCCUGGCACGACAAACGUGCAACUCAUUUGCAGUCGAAAUCAUGCAGCAUCCGUUCCUUUUCGUCGGACUGCUUGAUGUUAUCGUGGGACUGCAGAUCGGCACUCGUACCGUGACUGGUGUAUUCAGCACUGCAGAAGUUACCCAAUCAUCUGCCAGCCGUGGUGACAGCAUCCUCAGUCGAACGGACGAGCCCAUGGCAGCGCGUGACCUCAUCGUGCAGCGAGUUCGGGCGGAGGCCGGUGCCGGCCUGUGCCCAACUCUUGCAGUCGCCUCCCUGGUAGAUAUCCGACCCUCACACCUGAAGGACUUUGUCGGUAAUCAGUCGUUCUGGUUGAAGUCUCGGAACUCCCUCUUUAAGGACUUGAAAGCCGGCGAACCCGCCAAAAAUUUCCUGUUGGUAUGCGAGGCGGGCCGAUGUAGAAUCGUGGAUCUUUAGAGUGGUCAUAUCUUUCAUAUUUCAUGUUUGAUUGUUCGGAUUUUCUUGGUCUCUAUCACGUUGCUCUGUUUGGAGUAUUUGAGGUCAUUAUUUUGUGCUAAUUUCGGAAUGCCGAGGUCAAUGCUAUUGGGCGGGCCAGAAUCAACACACUUGUCAGUGUUGGUAGAUGGGAUAGAAAUGUAACUAGCCAGGGCCAUCGCACUCUCCGCCAAGUUGAGCAUCUGUCUAGGUUCGGAUUGAUAGCAAAUCUUUUGGUGGUCUUUGCUAACAAUUAUUUUCUCCCCCAACGUGACUUCACCUGUCCUAUUACACCCUUUUAAUUUACUGGAGCCAGCAAAGUUACCACGGCACAUUCGUGGCGCUUUUUUAGAUGUUCUUGGAGACUUGGCUAGGGCCUUUUUCGGAAAUUGGAAACCAAGGUUGAUUGCGGAGUCGUGAGCAUGAAGGAUUAUACGAAUGAGUGGAGCAACG